CGUGACGUAGGCCGUGACGCACGCAUGUUGUGUCUGCGCGGAAGAUGGCUGACUCGGUAGCGGCAGGUCUUGCGGACGAAAAUGAGACCGAAAAUGAGGAUAAAGAGAGGGAGAAACGACUCUUCAGCGGGGUCAGAAAGACGGAGGAGCAAGCUGCCGCGUCAGACCUCACAGAAACUCUGGGAUUUUACGAGAGGAAGGCGAAAUGCAAAGAGAGAAAGAGCAAUGUGUCAGAUCUCUCUCUGGUGAGGUUUAUCAGUGCUGAGUUGACUAGAGGAUAUUUUCUGGAACAUAAUGAGGCCAAAUACACCGAGCGGAGAGAGAAGGUCUACACCUGCCUGCGCAUCCCGAAAGAACUGGAGAAGCUGAUGAUGUUUGGGUUUUUCCUGUGUCUGGAUGUGUUUCUGUACGUGUUCACUCUGCUGCCUCUCAGAGUGUUGCUAGCCUUGAUGCGACUGCUGACACUGCCCUGCUGUGGCCUCAGGGCUAGUAUAUGCCCCUACUGCAAAAAGAGCAGUGGAUCUCGUAUCUUGCAGCCCGCUCAGGUGUGUGAUGUUCUCAAGGGAGUCAUUAUGGUUCUGUGUUAUUUCAUGAUGCAUUAUGUGGAUUAUUCCAUGAUGUACCACAUGAUCCGGGGUCAGUCUGUCAUAAAGCUCUACAUCAUCUACAACAUGCUGGAGGUGGCAGAUCGCUUGUUUUCAUCUUUCGGUCAGGAUAUUCUGGAUGCCUUGUACUGGACUGCCACUGAACCCAAAGAGAGGAAGAGAGCUCAUAUAGGAGUCAUCCCACAUUUCUUCAUGGCUGUUCUCUACGUCUUUCUGCAUGCCAUUCUGAUUAUGGUUCAGGCCACCACACUGAACGUGGCUUUCAAUUCACAUAACAAGUCGCUGCUUACCAUCAUGAUGUCUAAUAAUUUUCUAGAUAAAAAAAAAAGCAUACAAAAAAAAUUAGAAAAAAACAACCUCUUCCAGAUGUCUAAUAGCGACAUUAAAGAAAGAUUUACAAACUACACACUCUUACUAAUCGUCUGUCUCAGAAACAUGGAGCAGUUCUCCUGGAAUCCAGAUCAUCUAUGGGUGUUGUUUCCUGAUGUCUGUAUGGUGAUCGCCUCGAUAACACUCUAUAAACACUAACAAAACAAAACUACAUUCACCAAGUUUAACGACAUCACGGCAGAUGUCUACAGUGAAUACAGAGCAAGCCUGGCAUUUGAUCUGGUCAGCAGCAGACAGAAGAAUGCAUACACAGACUACAGUGACAGUGUGUCUCGGAGGAUGGGCUUCAUUCCUCUUCCUCUUGCACUAGUGUUGAUCCGAGUGGUGACCAGCUCUGUGAAGAUCCAGGGAUCUCUGUCCAUUGUGUGCGUUGUGCUCUUCUACCUGGGUAUGAUCACCCUGAAGGUGCUGAACAGUAUUGUGUUGUUGGGGAAAUCCUGUAUGUACGUGAAAGAGGCCAAUAUGGAGGAGAAGCUGUUUCAGAAUCCUCCCUCUGCAGCUCCCAGCAGAGCGUCAAGCAGAGCCCACCGAACCAAACACACACGAGAACCAGCAGGUGAGCCAGCGGAGGAGGGCUUGUCUGCAUCAGUCACCACUCAGCCCAGCCAAAGUGACGAAUGCCCCGCCCCUCAGAUCCCCACCAGCCAAUCAGAUCAGUUCCUCACCACACCAGAUGAAUCAGAAGAGAAAAGCCUUAUUCAGGACGAUACCGAACUUAAACACAGGGCGCCCAAAAAAGACUUAUUGGAAAUUGACCGCUUUACUAUCUGCGGUAACCGCAUCGACUGACAUUGAUGUGUGUGAGAGUGACGCCAGGUUUGCACUGAAUGCCCGCCCUCUCUGCUGGCUUGAUUUGUUUGACAUUUGAGCUCGUUGGAUUGGGACAGCGAGAAACUGCAGGAUAUUUAUUAAUAAGCGAUGCACCUAAUUUAUUUAAGACUUAAACACAGACAGUCACACACAGUUCUACCCAUCUGGAAUCCCCCCAGUGAAGGUUUCAAGAGGUUGGAGACCACCAGCGGGGGUCACCUUUGGACGAUGGUCACUGUGCUUACCUUUCAAAGGAGGCAUCGAAUGAAGAAGAUGAGAAAAGGGAUGGAUUGCAUUCCGAAAUUACAGAUUCUGAAGAUUUCAUACGUGUGUGGAACAAAAUAGGAUGCAAAUAAUCCAAAAAUGUAGUGCAGUGCAGUGCUCCAGAACAAAUGUCCAAAAAUCUUAGUUUCGUUUUUCUCUAUUUGCAAGUGUCCCUACAAUUCUCAAAUUCCCUCAAAGACUUUUAGUUUGAAAUAUCACCAUGUUCAUUGUCAGUCAGGACUGAAAUGCAAUUACAGAUGUGUUACGCAGAAUUAUUAUUAUUAUUAUUUUUUGAGACAGCAGGCUAAAAUACCAUAUCACAUGUUUAUUUAUUUACGUUUUUAAGACAGUUGCUCAUUUAUGACUAAAUUUCAGUUUAAAGACCGGGUUACCAAUGACAGUUUUUUAUUUUAUUUUAUUUUUUUUUGCAUCGUUUGAGGAAAUGACCUUUUAAAAGGUCAUUGUGAGUAAGUGACACUGCGAUGAAACGCAUGCCUGUGAUAUUUGGAUUGAUUCAAGCGCUGCAUCUGAAUGAAAGGAUCAUUGAUUAAUGCAAGACUUCAGUAUAAACUAUAAAUAUAAACUUAAGUAGCGCAAUGUGUUUUGCCAGCUAAAAUGAAGGAAUGAAAUAUUUUCCAUUUAAGGAUUUUCCCCCGCAAGCGUUUAUUGCACAGAGUAGUGUAUCAGAUGAACGGUCAUACAUUGAUGCUGAUGUUGGAAGAAGAUUCUAAAUCGUAAAUUACCAACAUUCCAAACGUCAGAAUCUUGACCAAAGCAAAGCUGAAUUUACAGCCCUUUGCUAAUAUCUUGAGUUUUUACAGGUCAGUGCACAUCAGAAUCCAGUAGUGUAAGCUAGUAACAAUGAGUCAAAGUUUCUGAAUAACCAGCAUCAGUGAAUGCCCAUGAUCAGUAAUAAUGCAUCAUAUAUAGUGCGUUAUCAUCAUAGACAAUAAUGUUUUGUACAUUUGAUUUGCAUAACAGAUCACGCUGUCUUAAAAAACAUACUUUUUGUGAACCACUGAUGUCUCUUUGUAGUGCUGGAGGUCAGAGUUUAAGUUUUUGUUUUCUCUCUCGGUAAUGACAGCAUGUUUUGUAUUUCUGUUUAUUUUUUUUUGACUGCUUUUGGAAUUUAUAUUUCUUGUGUUACAAAUGUGUGGCUAUAAUUGCUGUGUUUUGUAAUAUCAUCAUGGUGGCAUUCAGUCUGACAAUUCACACUCAAGUCAUCAUGUCGACAAGGUGCUCUGUUUUUCUCAAAAAAAAAAAAUAAUAAAAUUAAUAAUCAUUUAGGAAAAUUAUUACGUGAAAAUAUCAACUAUGCCAAGGAAUUGUUUACCCUCAGUUCUCAAACUAAUGCAAACUUUUCAGAAGCAUUCACUUGACUUAAACUGCCAAAAUGAUAUCAGCGAGCAUUUCUCAUUGUUUUUACAUUUGAAACACUGAUGUUAGAAAUACUUCUGCUUAUUUUUGAAAGAAAGAGAGCAUUUUAAGCAAAUGUUUGGUUCUGUUGUGCUUUUCGGUGUAAUUGCCUAUGCUUUCCCAUACGUUCAGUCACCUUUUGGCUCUUGAAAUAAGUCUGAAGUUUGGCUGUGCUGGAUAAGGAUCAGUACUCAAAAGGAUGUUUUUGCUUGAUUGAACCUUUCUAAUUCAUUCUCGUAUCCAUUUAUUUGGAAAUACAUUAAGAUCCAGCCAUCCCAGUUCUUUCCACACUGCUGUUUUCUCUCACUGGUCAAUAUCAGUUUGUUGUUUUCGGUGUGUUUUUGUACCCAUAUUGGCUUCAGCCUCUAGAAACUGAAGAGGAAUGACGAUGUCAAAUCCCUUGUAUAUGGGAUGCUUCAGAGACAGAAUUGGGGAGAGGAAUCAGGGCAUUGUGUUAAUUAAAGUUUUGUUGUUUUGUA
Molecule: messenger RNA, 3964 nt
Organism: Cyprinus carpio (common carp)
Lineage: Eukaryota; Metazoa; Chordata; Actinopteri; Cypriniformes; Cyprinidae
Product: transmembrane anterior posterior transformation 1b
Biological process (GO): maintenance of protein localization in endoplasmic reticulum; positive regulation of cilium assembly
Cellular component (GO): endoplasmic reticulum membrane; ciliary basal body
Source: RefSeq, a predicted model, not a curated record